This is a messenger RNA of Pieris macdunnoughi, 1638 nucleotides long. Lineage: Eukaryota; Metazoa; Arthropoda; Insecta; Lepidoptera; Pieridae. The record is from the annotation of a GenBank genome assembly.
AUGACACGAGUGAGGGUCGCUGAAGGAAUUCUGGAAGGAGAAAAGUUAGAUAAUGAUUACGGGGGGUCGUUUUAUAGUUUUAAGGGAAUACCCUACGCAGAGCCUCCUUUGGGGGAGCUGAGAUUCAAGGCUCCAAUACCAAAACAGCCAUGGACGGGUGUUCGGCUAGCCACGGAGCAUGGGCCUCGCUGUUACCAAAUAGAUUUAUUUUUUCAACCUAAAUCUAACAUGGAACCGUCUGGAAGCGAAGAUUGCUUAUAUCUUAAUGUUUAUAGCCCUGACAUUGCACCGUCUAAACCACUUCCAGUUAUGGUUUACAUUCAUGGAGGUGCUUUCAUAAGCGGCAGUGGAAAUGAUGAUAUUUAUGGGCCAGAAUUCUUAGUAAAAAAUGAUGUAAUUCUCGUAACAAUCAACUAUAGGCUCGAAGUAAUCGGAUUUCUCUGCUUCGAUACUGAAGAUAUACCAGGAAACGCUGGAAUGAAAGAUCAGGUAGCUGCAUUAAGAUGGGUGAAGAAUAACAUAAAAAGUUUUGGUGGUGAUCCAAAUAAUAUAACCAUUUUUGGUGAAAGUGCUGGCGCUGCAAGCGUAUCUUAUCAUUUAGUUUCACCAAUGAGUAAGGGCCUAUUUCAAAGAGCAAUUACGCAAAGUGGGACAUUAUUAUCUCCUUGGGCGUACAGUUCAGUCAGCGCACGAGAAAUAGCCCUCCUUCUUGCCAAUCAUAUGGGAUGUGAAAGUAAUGACGACAAAGUUAUUUAUGAAUUCUUUAAAACUCAACCAAUCGAAAAUCUAAUAAUGAAACAAUUUCCUUUAACCUACGCACAAAACGCUAAAAAUUGGGUGAACAUUACAUUUCCUAUCGUUGCGGAAAAAGAAUUUCCUAACAUCGAGGCCUUUUUUACCGGUGACGUCGUUGAGGUACUACGUCAAGGUAUUCACGAAGGUGUUGAUGUUAUAAAUGGAGGCACAGCAGACGAGGGAACAGUUGUUUUUGUUUCAGGACUUAAAGCUGAAACCGUAUAUGAACAGGCCAGAAAAUUUAACGAACUUUUAAUUCCUCAACCACUAUCAUAUCAUUGUUCAACAUUGCAACAAUUGGAAAUAGGCAAGAAAGUUAAAGAAUUUUACUUAAAGGACGCAAAGACACUGGAAGAGGUUAUGCAAAAAGUCGUAAGAUUUAUGGGGACGGAUUAUUUUAAAUAUAAUGCAUGCUUAUGGCAAAAGAUAUGUGCAAAGACUAAUAAAAAUAAAAUAUACUAUUACAACUUCACGUGUCAAUCCCAAAGGAAUAUAUUUUCAAAUCGAUUUAACACGGGAGAAUUUUUACCCAAAAACUCAGUGUCACACUGCGAUGAUCUGGCUUACAUAUUUCCUUGUAAAUCUUUGUUACCAAAAGUAGAACCCAACUCUAAAACUUAUAAAAUUAUAGACACGGUUACACAAUUGUGGUCUAACUUUGCAAAGUAUGGAAACCCGACGCCUGACAAUAAUUUGAAGACAAUAUGGGAGCCAUUCACAAUUGAGAAACAGUAUUAUAUGGAUAUUGGUGAAAAACUUCAGCUGGAAUCGGAACUUGACAAGGAGGAAAUUACUUUUUGGGAAACGAUUUUUAGUGAAUAUUUUCCUCGCUUGGCGCCAUAA